AUGCAACAUGCACGACAAAAAUUCAAGCCCCUGAAAAAAGGCGAAUUCAAAUUGUAUUCAGGUGAGACUUUACAUAAUGGCCAGAUUUUCGUUGUCUCUCCUCACAUCCCUGAGUAG
Messenger RNA from Haemonchus placei, 117 nucleotides. The record is from the annotation of a GenBank genome assembly. Lineage: Eukaryota; Metazoa; Nematoda; Chromadorea; Rhabditida; Trichostrongylidae.